UCGAUUCUCUUGCUUGAUCUUUUCAUACCAUGCGCGAGAAAUGCAUAGAUCUACGGCAUUCAAUCCGUAGCUUGCUGGGACCAAGUCGAUGCCCAACACGCGUCCCCGACUUGACGCGACGUGUCAUAACGCGUCACGGUCCCGUGAUCGGUCCAGCCAGUACUCGAUUUUAAUCCCACAUGUAGCUCCCCGUCUGCGCUCUGCAGUUGCUUUUCAGGAUGCGACAUGUGCUGCAAUCGCUGAAAGUCCGUCUCCUGUCAACGAGGAGAAAUAUAUCCCUACGUGCGCAGGGCGUUGACUCCCUAGAAGGUGUCAGGCCUCUAUUUGAGCGGAAACCGCCAUGGUACAUUCGCGGAGCCUACUUCUUCGUAGCAGCAAAUAUCUUUACCGUAUUCACAUUCUCCGAGCUGACAUGGACCCACUGGACGCGAUGGGAACCGUUGCCAGCAUCCUCCCAAACCGUCAAGAGUAAAGCUGAGCCGAAGGGUGACAGCAAGGAACCACGGAAUGGUCAUUACGUUUUACGUCCCUGGUACCAGAGACUUUUCGUCACUGCUGGUCCAUUCGUCAUCGGCCUCGGUCUCGCCGCCUUCAUCAUCACAGGCCGAUUGCGCAUAGUCCAUAAACUGUACCUGCUCCCCUCCGGUAACCCUGCUACUGCCGCUGCAAGCAUCGGAGCGACCAAAAGCUCGUUUGCAAACUCAGUUUCCUCCAGGUCAUCAAAGACAAAGCAGCCCGCUUCGCCACCGAAGCCAGUAGACGAUCGCCGUGUUGUCUUGCAAAGCGCAGCUCAUUGGCGGAAACGUGGUCUCGUAUUCCCGAUACGCAACUGCAAGCUUGAAGUGGGUACGGACAAGAAUGAGCUGAAGCUUUUCGUGGAGGGCUAUAACGUUCCCUUUUGGGUAUCGCUUGACGGCGCCACUAUUGAUGGACAGAAGGGAUCGAUAGAUGAUUCGAGGGUCCGCCUCUUCAAGGCGUGGGUAGGGGAGAAGGGGGCCAUGAGGAUAUUGAAGGACGAGCAUUGGAUAAGUGGACCAAAAGCAGCGUGAAUGCUGACGACCGGACGUACACGUCGUGACACAUGGUCUUGUCGUGUGCUGUCUGAGGCGAGAUUACCUCUGACCGCGGUCAGCAUCCAUCCGAACCAACUUCAGCACUCUCUGCGUCCGUCGCUUGUGUGGUACUAUAGGGUUAUCGCACUAGAUCGACUGGAUAACUGCCUCCUCGGCGAUCACAGUAAUGUCUUUCCGAGAGCAUUGCCAGCUGAUACGCUAUAGCGCUUCACGUACCGAAAAAUCUCAUGAUGGGAGAAUUCUUCUGUCAAGUCCUCCGAGGCCUAUCAGGUCCGUUUCGGCAGUAGGACGCUCAGAAUUUGUAA
Messenger RNA from Laetiporus sulphureus 93-53, 1378 nucleotides. RefSeq lists its product as uncharacterized. Lineage: Eukaryota; Fungi; Basidiomycota; Agaricomycetes; Polyporales; Laetiporaceae. Bases 219 to 1049 code for a protein of 276 amino acids. The record is from RefSeq and is a predicted model, not a curated record. The transcript has 3 exons.